GUCUAUUUCUUCCGCACUGGCGCCAUCAUCUUCUGGCAUCAGCCCACCGAAUGGCUUGUCGGCUCCACUAUUUUGGAAGGUGACAAUAGCCAGCCAGCCACUUACGGAGCCAAGCCACUUCUUGCUUUCGCUCUGUCUGCUUUCGCCCUGGUGCACCGCAUCUGCGGCAUGUUUAGGUGGCAACUGAAGUGGGUUGGAGAAGGUGUACUGAACGCAAAAGUGGACCAUGGCGUGGGCGAGUUGCAGAUGGACAGGGAAGACUGGCUUUUUGGUCACAUCCCGUGUUGCCCCGCAACGUCCCUGCAGGAUGUCACGCAAAAUGCCACGAAGGGGCCUGGAGACUGGUUUCACAUCGCCUUUGUUUGGGACUUGGGCGUGGGCUUGGCAGGCCAGGGAAGGACCUAUUUGUGGGUGGAUGGCAUCGAAGCGAUGCCCGCGGAGCUGAAUUCCGAGAGGUUGACGCAUUUCAUUUGGGUGGAUCCCGAAGAAGGGCUGGACCUGGGCGGCAUCCGCAGCCCGAUGAGCCCCGGGGAGUAUAGCCCGCUGCCCUUGAAAAGGACUUUCCUCAUCUCCUUUGCUUAUAUGUUCCUGAAAGGUAACAUCCGAGUCUACACCCGUGCUUUGACCGCUGAACAGGUGCUAGACCAGCCAGCAGCUAGUUUUCUCAGCAUUUCGUUCUUCGGCUCCUGCAGCAUCCGGCAGGUGUAUGAAAUCUACAGCCAAGAGGUGGGAGUGAUUCGAAAAUGGUUCACCAGUGGCGCUGGUUGUCAACAGGACCCGACAUGUGGCAUGACGGAUGACGUUUGCCCAACGCCUUGGUCCUACCGGUAUGUCCGGGAAGUCACGAAUCCCAACGACUUCCGCUAUAAGCUUUUCCCCCGCCGCCCUGCCGCGGAGGCCAACAAAACCUCACAGCUACGGCAUGGAAUUCCGCAUCCUUGUGCAUCUAGACUCCCGGAUCUUUGUUCUCUUUCCGGUACCUCCGAGGACCAUUUCCAGGAUCCGAAAACUAGACCAGAAUCUUGGUACUUUCGGCUACCUUCUGAACUUGGAAAUUUACGUCAAAGAUCAUAG
Messenger RNA from Symbiodinium pilosum, 1074 nucleotides. The record is from the annotation of a GenBank genome assembly. Lineage: Eukaryota; Dinophyceae; Suessiales; Symbiodiniaceae.